AUGGGAUUCGUUGCAUCCGAUCACGAUGUUGUGGGAAGCCAUGGAUUGGCCAUCCUAUGUCCGGAGGGACAGACGGAUCCCGAAGGGGCCCGGUGUUACGCAACACACUGGAUGGGUUGCUAUUUGAAAGAGUGCGGGGAGCACGGUAGGGACAAGCUGGAGGCUGACUAUACGCCGACACGUAAGUGGCGGUUGGAGGACCACCAAGCGACAGAGUCGCUGGCCAUUCUAGUAAGAGAGGAACGAUUGGGUCGUUCUACCAUUGUGCGGAGGCACAACAGUGGCGAGGCCACGCACUGGGGCUGGGUUGUUAGGAAAACCCACGAGCUUGCUGCGAACGGGGACCAGUUCAUCGAGCAGCUGGUCAUUGAAGAUGACGCGGGCGGCAGCCCCGGCCGAGGUGGCACGAGGCAUCUUGUUUGUUCCCAGUCGGUGUACGACGCGGUGACGUUUAAGCUGCUAAGUAGGCAGGACUGCCUCUGGCUGACAGUGCAUCACGGUAGAGGUGAUGCGAUAGUGAAUGAAAUGAAGUGA
Messenger RNA from Colletotrichum godetiae, 534 nucleotides. RefSeq lists its product as uncharacterized. Lineage: Eukaryota; Fungi; Ascomycota; Sordariomycetes; Glomerellales; Glomerellaceae. The record is from RefSeq and is a predicted model, not a curated record. The transcript has a single exon. Bases 1 to 534 code for a protein of 177 amino acids.